UGACGAUCGAGAGCUAAUUAAUAUACAUGGCGAUAUCCCACGUCAAGCCUUUGCUUCUUUCUCUCCUUGUGUCACUCUUUUUCUUGCCUUCUGCUUUGGGCGGAACCGAUUUCCAUAACUGCAAUCCCCUUCGUGAUUAUCCCGUUAAAGUCAAGACUGUCGAGAUAUCUCCAGACCCGGUUAAGAUUAGCACUAAUGGAAACAUUACGAUAACCGGUUCUACAAGCGUAGAUAUCCCUGAUGGAGCAACUGUAAAUCUCGACCUUAGGUUUCCCGAGCCUAUAUCUAAAAGAAGCUACUCUUUAUGUGAUAUAGUGGCGUGCCCUGUUGCAGCUGGGCCCAUUGUGCUUAAUUUUUUAAAUGUAUUCACUCAGCAAGAACUUAUACCAUGGGGAUAUUUUGUUUUAAUAAGCAUUACCGAGAAGCACCGGGAAGACCCAAUGAUGUGCGUCUCCUUCCGUUGUAUGAUUACACGUGAACAAACGUCUCUCCUUUAGAGGGGAUAUCAAGUUUUAAUAAGCAUCACCGCGGAUCACCAGAAAGAGCCAAUGAUGUGCGUGUGGUUCACUUGAGU
Messenger RNA from Brassica oleracea var. oleracea, 574 nucleotides. RefSeq lists its product as uncharacterized. Gene Ontology annotation, molecular function: sterol binding. Gene Ontology annotation, biological process: sterol transport. Bases 27 to 497 code for a protein of 156 amino acids. The record is from RefSeq and is a predicted model, not a curated record. NCBI's taxonomy places the organism in Eukaryota, Viridiplantae, Streptophyta, Magnoliopsida, Brassicales, Brassicaceae. The transcript has 5 exons.